This is a messenger RNA of Rhea pennata, 839 nucleotides long. RefSeq names its product gallinacin-12-like. NCBI's taxonomy places the organism in Eukaryota, Metazoa, Chordata, Aves, Rheiformes, Rheidae. Gene Ontology annotation, biological process: defense response. The record is from RefSeq and is a predicted model, not a curated record. The coding region runs from base 276 to 557 and encodes 93 amino acids. Gene Ontology annotation, cellular component: extracellular region. The transcript has 2 exons.
CCAGGCACUUUGCUGGCUGCAAGUGAAGGGCAGAGGGAUCUUCUGCACCUCUCUGCCCACUGAGCUGUCUACAGUUGGCAAUCUACCAGUCAAAAAUGCCAACUGCCAGGAACAGGAAGCGGGGAAGCCGAUAAUCAGUGAACGUGAAACGAGUCGACAUUGUUUGGAACGGCAGCACUGGGUCAGAACGACAUAGAGCAGAAUUUCUGAGCAGCGAAUGUUACACUGGAGACUGGAUUAUAACUAAUUUCUGCCUGCACCCUCCCUCUUCCAGGAUGCUAUCUAACAUGCCAACAGCAUACAGAGGCUUCUGCAAAAUCUCACUCUCAGCCUUGCUGUUUUCCAGCAGAACUAAAGCAAUGAGGAUCCUUUGGUUCAUUUUAAUUUUCAUCUCUCUGGCUACUCACGGAAAUGCUCAUGGACCAGAUAGCUGUAACCACGAAGGGGGCUUGUGCAGAGUUGGAAACUGCGUUGCUGGUGAAUAUCUGGCUAGUUACUGCUUUGAACCUAUCAUUCUGUGUUGUAAAAGUUUGUCACUGACUACUGCAAAGAGCUGAAGAUUUCCGAAGGAGCAAACUGCAGCACAUGGGAUCUGCAGACUCCUCUAAGAAGGAACAGGCUGCAACUGAAUUUAUCUCUUGAGAAGGAAUGUUUUGUCUUUCUAUGACUGUUGCUCCCCUGGGACAACUUUUGCUCCAAUCAUCAGAGGCUGUGGAUUUACUGAUGGACUUUUGAACAUGUUGCUUUUUGCUUUUGUUGUGACUUUCUAGAAGAUGCUGCAACAGGAAGAAAUUGGGGCCUUCCAUUAGCUUAUGUAUUGCCCCUUUUGGCACUUGUUA